Aspergillus nomiae NRRL 13137 is the source of this 882-nucleotide messenger RNA. RefSeq names its product cytochrome P450. The record is from RefSeq and is a predicted model, not a curated record. The transcript has 4 exons. Lineage: Eukaryota; Fungi; Ascomycota; Eurotiomycetes; Eurotiales; Aspergillaceae. Gene Ontology annotation, molecular function: monooxygenase activity; oxidoreductase activity, acting on paired donors, with incorporation or reduction of molecular oxygen; heme binding. The coding region runs from base 1 to 882 and encodes 293 amino acids.
AUGGACAGCGUGGGUCGCUGGAUCCCCGUAUUGCUCGUUUUCGGGCGUCUGUUGAAGCUGGCCCGGUAUCUUCCCGCCUGUCUGGUCCCCGCUGGCGAAUUCCUCCACUUGUGGACUUUGUCUGAACGGCGGGUAGGCGAGAUCCUGGGCUCGAAGAACAACGGCACGAUGGGAGAUCGGAAGACGUUGCUUCAGGCGAUGGCCACCGCCGACGUACCGGAGCAGGAGAAAACGGCCACGCGACUGCAAAUGGAGACAUUGAACAUCAUUGCCGGGGGCACGGAGACAACGGCACGGGCCCUGGCGGUGGGGGUGUUCCACUUGGCAAAUAAGCCGUCCCUGCUGCUCCAACUGCGCGACGAGCUUCGGACUGUGAUGCCGUUUCCUGACAGCACGGCUUCCUGGACACAAUUGGAACAGUUGCCAUUCUUGGCCGGCGUUGUCAAUGAAAGCCUUCGGCUCUCCUUUGGCUUCAUCAUUCGAUCUGCACGCGUUUACCCCAACGAUCCUCUGGUGUACGAAGACCUUGUUAUCCCCCCCGGCACUCCGAUCAGUCAAAGCGCCUAUUUCGUAUGCAUGGACCCCUCGAUCUUCCCGCAUCCCGAGGAUUUCAACCCGGAUCGCUGGGUGCAGGCCGCCUGCGAGGGGCACAACUUGCAUCGGUAUAUGAUUGUCUUUAGCAAAGGCAGUCGACAUUGCCUCGGCAUCAACUUCGCUCUAGCAGAAAUCUAUCUAGCCAUCGCCACCGUCGCGAGACGCUUCGACCUGGUCCCCUACCAGACGACAGUCGAGCAGUUGCAGAUGAAGCGCGAUCUCGGCUUCGCUGCACCGGAAAAGGGACCCUUCACUGUCCAGGCCAAGGUGACUGGAUUGGCGGAUUAA